Messenger RNA from Neomonachus schauinslandi (Hawaiian monk seal), 228 nucleotides. RefSeq names its product G protein subunit gamma 4 (gene GNG4). Lineage: Eukaryota; Metazoa; Chordata; Mammalia; Carnivora; Phocidae. Gene Ontology annotation, molecular function: G-protein beta-subunit binding. The coding region runs from base 1 to 228 and encodes 75 amino acids. The record is from RefSeq and is a predicted model, not a curated record. The transcript has 2 exons. Gene Ontology annotation, cellular component: heterotrimeric G-protein complex. Gene Ontology annotation, biological process: G protein-coupled receptor signaling pathway.
AUGAAAGAAGUCAUGUCCAACAACAGCACCACUAGCAUCUCGCAAGCCAGGAAGGCUGUAGAGCAGCUGAAGAUGGAAGCCUGUAUGGACCGGGUCAAGGUCUCCCAGGCAGCCGCGGAUCUCCUGGCCUACUGUGAAGCUCACGUGCGCGAAGACCCUCUCAUCAUACCAGUGCCUGCGUCGGAAAACCCCUUCCGAGAGAAGAAGUUCUUUUGUACCAUCCUCUGA